CCUAUUAAACUGCGGCUGUGCCUCAGCAGUUUGAUUUUCCCUGCAGGGUCAGCAGUAGAAGAUGGCUGUCUGUCUGGUUUUGUUAGGCCUGCUGUUGCUCAGCAGGCUUUCCUUGAGUAGAGAAUGUGAGCCAGAGUAUCUUGAGGACAUGGAUUUUCCAGGAAAUGACAUUACAACUUUGUACUCUCCUGAUGCUGAGCACUGCCUGAUGCUGUGCACCCAGCACCCCUCGUGCCAAUUCUUUAGCUUCCAUCAAGCUGACUGGACCAAAGAUAAUACGAACUUCUUCUGUUACCUCAAAUCAACUCCGUCUGGACAGCCUAAUUUUCGAACUCCACUAGUAGGCGUCACAUCUGGCUUUUCACUCAAGUUCUGUGACCCAGACCCACAACCUUGUCUGUUUAAGGUGUACGACAAUGUGGACUUCUUUGGAGCAGAUUAUAAAUCCCUAUUCACACCUGACUAUGAGGAGUGUCAGAGAGCCUGCACUCAGGACCCUGCCUGUCAGUUCUUUACCUUUGCAAAAGAUAAUCACUAUCUACCAAAUAUCAGGUACAGGUGUCACCUUAAAUUCAGUUGGAAUAUACCAAGGACUCCCAUAGUAGAAAGAAGAGCUGGGCUCAUAUCUGGAUUCUCACAAAAAUUACAAAUAGCUCAACAAUUUGAUACAGCAUGUGGGAAGAAGCUUUUCCCAGGCAUCGACAUCCCAGGAAGUAACCUCCAGAUGGUGAAAGCUGCCUCUCCCGAGCACUGCCAGGUCUUGUGCUCUGCUCACCCAGGGUGCACCUUUUUCUCUUUCCUCAGCCCUAACUUUGAGUGUUAUUUGAAGAACAAUCCAAAAGAGAUGGUGACCAAAGCAAAGGCGGAAUCCACAUCGGGGAUGCCAGCACGGUUCUGUCGGCUUGAUGACAACUGGGUUAAGGUGGCAUAUGAUGGAAUCAACUUCCGUGGUUCUGAUAUUCGCUUUGAGCUGAUGGAUGAUGCAAACAAAUGUCAGGAGGCAUGCACCCAGGAGCCUGCCUGCCAAUUCUACAACUAUAUACAUGACAACACCAGCAAUAUUUGGCGCAACUGCUAUCUAAAGCGUGUCAUCACCAUGCCUUCUCCUCCCAAAAUUAACAAACAUGCCAGUGGGGUGUCCGGAUUCCCUCUGAGGAACUGUUUAAAUCACACCUAGUAGAAGACAAACAUUCCAGCAAUAAACUAUGCCUGAGUUUAUUUGCUCUUAAUAAAAGAGAACCAUUCUGUCUUGA
Messenger RNA from Melanotaenia boesemani (Boeseman's rainbowfish), 1253 nucleotides. RefSeq names its product coagulation factor XI-like. The record is from RefSeq and is a predicted model, not a curated record. The coding region runs from base 62 to 1177 and encodes 371 amino acids. The transcript is spliced from 9 exons. Lineage: Eukaryota; Metazoa; Chordata; Actinopteri; Atheriniformes; Melanotaeniidae. Gene Ontology annotation, cellular component: extracellular region. Gene Ontology annotation, biological process: proteolysis. Gene Ontology annotation, molecular function: protein binding.